AUGCCGCGCGAUGAUCUCGAGACCAAGGAUUUCCUGCUGUCGAAGGCUGCCCGCCUGGACCGCGCGCUGCGAUCACUACCCAAAGCCGACCUGAAAUCCUUGCAGGCUGCUUCCCACAAGAAAGCACGCAAGCUCCUGCGCAGCCUAUCUUACCCCGCCAGACCACAGGCCAAUGGCGACACUGCCGAGACGAUCCAGAACCGGAUCGAUGUGCUUGGCACCAAAAGCACUGCUGCGUCCACCGCCAAACAGAUCCCACCGCUCACCGAAGCACUUCACAUGGGACAAGAUAUGGUUAGUGUCCAAGCCUUCGCCAUCGAAGCCCGACAGCCACUGGCAGAAGACCUGUGUACCGAGGCCCUUCGACGUACCGGCGCCAACUUGGAUUGGGUACGGCUCGAGCCGCUGAGCCACCACUGUGAAGGCCGGUGGCCUUCCCUGGAGACCUUCACGAGGUUCUAUGACAUCCCUCCGCACCUCCGGCCAAAGCCACGUACGCCGCCUCCACCUUCAGAGCCCAGUCCGGAGCCGCCGCGCCCGACCAUCGGCUGCAUCGAGGAGGCGAAAGCCUUUGGACGCUCCUCGGAUCUGCUCGCAGCUCUUGUCCGAAGCCUUGCCGGAGAUCCUGGCUUAGGAGGAGACUCAGUGCACCGAGCUCCAAGCCCGGACCAAACGGAAGCUCUACCAGGCCUGCCAGAGUUUGGAGACCCUGAAGCAGCCGUUCUUCUAGGCACUCGUAGUGGAAGUAACGGUCCCAAUCUUGGACGAGACGAAGCACUGCCACACCCGGAAAGAGGCAGUGAAGCUCUCGAAGAUGGAGAGCUUCGUGACGGCCAGGGGAAUGCGGCUCGUCCGGAGCUGAGGGCUGGAGGUUCGGAUCUGCGCGACCGCAGACCUCCGGCUCCGUCCUUGCGGUCCUCCGGGCACAGUCCAGGAGGUGUGCGAGUGGGUCCUGGCAUCAAGACUGGGCGGCUUCGGGGCAUUCCAGCGACGAAACCGCCCAGGGGCAGCCCGGUCCGUUGA
Messenger RNA from Symbiodinium sp. CCMP2456, 1023 nucleotides. The record is from the annotation of a GenBank genome assembly. NCBI's taxonomy places the organism in Eukaryota, Dinophyceae, Suessiales, Symbiodiniaceae.